This is a messenger RNA of Paraglomus occultum, 602 nucleotides long. The record is from the annotation of a GenBank genome assembly. Lineage: Eukaryota; Fungi; Glomeromycota; Glomeromycetes; Paraglomerales; Paraglomeraceae.
UACUUUUAUAUAAAGAGAAGGAUAUAAUAGCAAUUCAAGAAAAACUUGGUAUUAAUAGUAAUACGUUAAAGCAAAUAGACCACGAGCCUGAUGGAAAAACACUCGCCGAUUCAUAUGAAUUGUUGUUAGAAUUGGUGAGGGAUUUAAUACCUAUACAGGGGAAACUUGGUAUAGAUAUCAAUCCCGUUUUAGAAGCAGAACUUAGAAGGGAUAAAGCCUCUUCAGAUAAACCGAUUAGACUAUUUGAUUUGCUUUUAUGCUUAGAAGACGAUAUAGCGACAAUUCAGGAAGAAAUCGGCAUUGUUGGCUAUACUAAUCAAGAAAUGGCAGAAGAAGCCGAUAAAAAUGCGAGGGUGUACCUCCGAAAGUUUGAAGAAUUUCAUGGUCCCUUAGAAGAUAUUCCAAGUGUGUUAAUACAGAAAUUCGUUGAUAGAGGGGUAAAGAAAUUUUGGUUUACUGGUGAGGGAUUACCAUUGUUUCCGAAUGUCACUCUUCAACAAUUACAUGAAGUUUUCGUCAAAAAAUCAGCCAACAUCAAUCAGUGUCCAUGUCUAAAAUCAAAAGUAAAAUUAUCACAGAUCUAUAUACAUCACGGCAAAUAA